Molecule: messenger RNA, 1191 nt
Organism: Melitaea cinxia (Glanville fritillary)
Lineage: Eukaryota; Metazoa; Arthropoda; Insecta; Lepidoptera; Nymphalidae
Exons: 5
Coding region: 1-1191 (396 amino acids)
Biological process (GO): detection of chemical stimulus involved in sensory perception of smell; sensory perception of smell
Cellular component (GO): plasma membrane
Molecular function (GO): odorant binding; olfactory receptor activity
Source: RefSeq, a predicted model, not a curated record
AUGGCUCUCUGGCCAAUAAAAUUUGAUGAUUUUUUCAAAAUAUCAACAAUAUCAAUGCGUUUCAAUGGCUCUCAUCCAUUUGUUACAGUACGAAAUAAACUUUGGUUGUUUAAAAUAUACGUUUCCCGUAUCCUUGGGUCGAUUUGUUUUCUAUUUCUCGUAAAUUCAAUUAUUUCUCAUGAUGUCAAAAACGGAAAGUUUACCGAAGCUGUCAAGAAUGGUACGAUGGCAAUAGUAGCUGUAACUGUUACCUUCAAACAUAGUAUACUUGUACAUCGUCGAGCAUCAAUUAAAGAACUCAUUAACUUCAUAAGCAAAGAUUAUCAAGUGGCGGAAGAUUUUGGUAACGAAGGAAAAGAAAUCGUAUUAAAAUACGCAAAGAAGGGAAUACAAAUUUGCCGCUUCUGGUUAAUUGCAGGAGGUCUUACGUGUUUUAUAUUUCCCAUAGAGGCUUUCGUUUUGAUGAGCUAUCAUUGUGUGAAGAAGGAAUGCCAGUUGAUCCCAAUGUUUGAUUUAACGUAUCCAAAAGGCAUCGAUGAGUACAAAGAUAUAUUUAUUGUUUAUUGCGCCACCUUUUUACUCUGCUUUUCUUUUGCAUUAUAUUCAACAUCUGUUUAUAUCGGCUUCGAUCCUCUUGUUCCGAUUUUCAUGCUACAUACUUGCGGUCAAUUAGAUUUGAUUAGUACAAAACUACGUAAGGCCCUACGAGAGGCAUCAAAUGUACAAGAAAGAAAGGAAAAUUUAAAACGCAUAAAUAUUAGACUUACUGAAAUUUACAGAUUUGUGAAAAAAGCACAAAAUAUUUUCGUUAUACUUUACGAAUUUAAUUUGAAAACGACGACUUUUCUUAUACCAUUUUCUGGUUAUCAAAUAGUAGAGGCGUUACGCCAUAAAGAAAUUCCACUGGAUUUCACUUUUUUUUUCAUAGCCUCGAUGUUACACCUUUACUCACCGUGUUAUUACAGUGACCUUUUGAUGGAGAAGAGCGAAUCAUUACGUCAAGCUAUAUACGCCUGCGGGUGGGAACUGUAUCCAGAUGUAGAGAUUCGAAAGACCAUUCUCCUCAUGUUGACGAGGACGUCGACGCCGCUCGUCAUCAAGACUGUGUUCUACCCAAUAUGUCUUAACACGUUUGCCGAGAUGUGCCGUCAAGCGUAUGCAAUUUAUAAUAUAAUGAAUGCAGCAUGGUGA